This is a messenger RNA of Rosa chinensis, 1396 nucleotides long. Its product is annotated as protease Do-like 5, chloroplastic. The transcript is spliced from 8 exons. The record is from RefSeq and is a predicted model, not a curated record. Lineage: Eukaryota; Viridiplantae; Streptophyta; Magnoliopsida; Rosales; Rosaceae. Bases 319 to 1272 code for a protein of 317 amino acids. Gene Ontology annotation, molecular function: serine-type endopeptidase activity. Gene Ontology annotation, biological process: proteolysis.
GCAGUGUUGGCAGAGGAUGAUCUCCGAUGUGUAGAUGGUUUGAGUUUUGUGGUUCUUGUCUUUGAUUUCGGAUCAAAAUUGAUUGUGGUUCCCAUUAAGACUUUUUAAAGAAAAGAAUAAUCAUUUUAAAGUUCCUAAAAAUUAUUUCAAACAAAUGAUAAUAACAAAAAGAUCGAAUGAAGAGACUCACCAAGUUACAAGUAACAACCUUUUGUUUUGGAGCACAUAGUGAGCCUACUUUAUCCCAAUAAGAAAUAAUGGGUUAGAACUUAGAAGAAGCAACCACAGAAAUCAGUUAAAACACCCGGGAAAGGAACAAUGGUGGUCUUGGGUUCUCUUACCCAAAUCAAGCCCUCUCCACCAAUACCAACCACCUCUUUCUCUUCUUCUUCUUCAAAUCCUUCCCAGAAGACCCUCUUCACAAGACGAAGAGCCGUACUGCUUGGCCCAACUGCUUUGGUGGCUUCCUUGCUCCAUUUCCACAACCCCAUUUCAUCACAACCUUCAGCAAUUGCUCUGCAACAGUUACAAGAUGAGCUCCAGCAGGAAGAAGACCGUGCUGUGAAUCUUUUCCAGGAAACUUCUCCAUCAGUCGUUUACAUUAAAGACAUUGAGAUAGACAAAAGCCUAAAAGGUUCUCCUACUGCAGUCUCGCAAAGUGAGGAUGAUAAUGCUAAAGUUGAAGGAACAGGUUCAGGCUUCAUUUGGGAUAAGUUUGGUCACAUUGUCACAAAUUACCAUGUUGUAGCUAAAUUGGCUACAGAUCAAACCGGAUUACAGCGUUGUAAGGUUUAUAUGGUUGAUGCAAUGGGCAAUGGUUUUAGCAGUGAAGGCAAGAUUGUUGGUUUAGAUGCAUCUCGUGAUCUGGCUGUUCUUAAGGUUGAUAUUGAAGGACAUGAGCUAAAACCUGUUGUUCUCGGUACAUCUAGUGAUUUGCGUGUGGGUCAGACGUGCUUCGCCAUUGGAAAUCCAUAUGGAUAUGAGAACACACUAACAAUCGGGGUGGUCAGUGGAUUAGGCAGGGAGAUACCCUCACCAGAUGGAAAUGCCAUUAAAGGAGCUAUUCAAACUGACGCCGCUAUUAAUGCUGGGAAUUCAGGCGGGCCAUUGAUUGAUUCAUAUGGUCAUGUUAUUGGAGUUAAUACAUCAACGUUCACUCGCAAAGGAUCAGGAACAUCAUCUGGUGUUAACUUCGCAAUACCAGUAGACUCUGUUGUGCGAACCGUACCUUACCUUAUUGUAUAUGGAACUCCUUAUAGUAACAGGUUUUGAUGUAUCAAUUGUAUUGUAUCUAAUUUAUCCCCCAGAUUAUAUGUCAUUUAGGGAAACAAGUUGUAUAAGUUUCAUGGAACGCAAUUCAAAUACUAAAUGUGUCAUAAAAAAAAAAAAAAAAAAA